AUGAACGACCUCUGGCAGAUGAUCUUCGAUCACUUGGGCAAAGAUGCCUCCGAACUUAUGGGCAUGCUUUGCUUUAUGAGCCCCGAACCCGUUCCGCUGUCGCUGUUCGACGAGGCGGUGGAGAACCUUCUUGUCGCCUCAUUAGUCCGAAUCCACGUCGCUACGGGCAGUAUUUUGGUGGACCGUGUUGUACAUGAAAGCUACUUUUCCCAGGUGACGGCAGAAUCCCGAGACGAGGCAUUCCGUGGGGCCCUCAUUCUACUCCGCGCACAUUUCCCGCGACAGCAGGGUGCCGCCAAACACCUGUGGACAAAGUGGGAUCGAUGUAGCACUUUGCACCAACUCGUCUUAGCAUUCAGUGAGCGAUACCAAUCAUUAAAAGCCGUUGGCGACUUCGCAACUAGGGACCCAGGAUACAUCGAACUCAUACGUGACAACGCAUGGUAUAUGGUCGAGAUUCAGCACUUUCAGGAAGCGGAGGCCUCGCUCUUGUCUAUCCUAGACGACACUGACGAGGACUCACUCCUGGCCGCCAAAAUCCAUCGCAGUCUUAUGGGUCUAUACGAGAGGACAGGACGCAGCAACAAGUCCUGCGCCGCAGCCAAAACGGAAUUUGCCCUCCUGCAGAAGCAUUACCCAGACAAGGAUGCAGAGAUCGCCAAUGCCCAUAGCAAUGUUGGCUACACCAUGGUGUCGGCACACAAAGCGUCGGAGGCCAUCAAGUAUCUCGACACGGCAGUGGCCAUGGCCAAGGCGCAUCCCGAGCCGCGCUGUUACCAGGACUACGAUAUCGAUCGGUUCCUGAGGAAUAGGGGCCGCUACAGGCAGCAACUCGGGCAGUUUGACGAGGCUGAGCGCGAUUUUCUUGAGGCCGAGUACUUUCAGACCAAGCUCCAUGGGCCCGAUAGCCACUAUGAUGGGGAGACAAAACGCGAGCUAUCCAAGCUCUCUGCGUGGCAAGGCAACCUCGAAGCAGCCGCCCAACUCAGUCACCAAGCACAUUCCCUCGUAUCCGCAGGCAACCCCACACAUGCGAGCGUGAUGGCCGCUCUAUACCAGCGUGGCCGGAUCGCGAUGCUUCGCGGGGGCGACGACGACGACGACACGGCUCUACAGCAUCUACAGCAGGCCCUGUACAUCUGCCGUCUCAACGAACCGCACCGUGGGAAUUCAGGAGAGUCCGCCAGGGUUCAGUGGCAGAUCGCGCGGGUGUAUGAGCGGAAGGGCAUGGUGCAUGAAGCGGGCAGGCUUCGGGCGGAAGCGGAGAAGGUGAAGUGGGAGCUGCUGGCUACGGGGGAUUAUGCUGUUGUUGAGGGGGACGAGGAGGCGAGUUGGGAUGCGCUGGUGGGACUGCUUUAUCGGUGA
Molecule: messenger RNA, 1365 nt
Organism: Dichotomopilus funicola
Lineage: Eukaryota; Fungi; Ascomycota; Sordariomycetes; Sordariales; Chaetomiaceae
Exons: 4
Coding region: 1-1365 (454 amino acids)
Molecular function (GO): protein binding
Source: RefSeq, a predicted model, not a curated record